Molecule: messenger RNA, 1744 nt
Organism: Sander lucioperca (pikeperch)
Lineage: Eukaryota; Metazoa; Chordata; Actinopteri; Perciformes; Percidae
Gene: trub2
Product: TruB pseudouridine (psi) synthase family member 2
Biological process (GO): RNA processing; pseudouridine synthesis
Molecular function (GO): RNA binding; pseudouridine synthase activity
Source: RefSeq, a predicted model, not a curated record
GAAGAAGAAGAAGAAUGUACGCAUGCGCGAAUGCGCGAAUGUUACCAUGCAUGCUGCAAAGUCAACUGGAGCAAAAGCGUACGAAAACAAACUACUGUAACCCGUAAACAAAUUUCAAGAGAGGUAACCUAAAAUAAUUUUCAAGAAAGCUGGAGGACCUAAUGUUACUAACAGAAUGGCAACUCCAGCUAUUCGGAUGUUUCGCAGAUUAGAGGGUCUGUUUUGUGUGUACAAACCCUCUGGUGUCCACUGGAAACUCGUACGGGAUAGCGUCGAGACAAAUCUUCUUAAAGGUUUGAAUGCUACAUCGUCACAGCCACUUCCUCAGGAGGUCCGCUUCUUGGCACACCCAGUCAGUGAGACUGAAGCACCCAAAGGACUCACACUGUCUGCAUCCUCUGUGCCAGUACUGUCCAAGCAUCCUCUGGUGACUGGACCUGAAUUCCAGCAUAUCAGAGUUGGAGUAGGACAUCGCCUGGAUGCAUUCUCUUCAGGUGUUCUGGUUCUUGCUGUCGGGAAUGGAAACAAGGCCAUAAAUGAUCUCUACAGAACACGAGUCACAAGGGAUUACACUUUGGAGGGUGAAUUUGGGACUGCAACAGAUGAUUUCUCUCACACAGGCAGAGUUGUGGAAAGAUCCACCUACGGUCACAUCACACAGGAUAAGCUGGACAAAGUAUUGGCGAUGCUGCAGGGAGCCAAUCAAAAGGCCUUGUUAAUGUAUUCCAACGUAGACAUGCACUCGCAGGAAGCCUAUGAGAUGGCUGUGCAAGGUUUACUGGGUCCAGAGGGGAAAUCACAGCCUAUUUUGACAGGCUUGCGUUGCAUUCACUUCCAGCCCCCCAACUUCACUUUAGAGGUGCAGUGUCUAAAUGAAACUCAGAAAUAUUUGCGCAAAGUUGUGCAUGAGAUAGGACUCGAGCUGCGCAGCACAGCAGCGUGUAAAGGGGUUAGACGGACCAGAGACGGCCCCUUCACCCUGCAGGAUGCUCUGACCCAUCACCACUGGACUGCUUCUGAUGUUAUACAGGCCAUCAGACAAUACCACUCUAAAAAAAAUCUAAAAUAUUCCCACGCACAGAUCAAGGACACAGCAUUGCCACCACCAGAAGAGAGUACAACGUAAAUAAAACCAGCGACGAAGCAGUGGUAGGUAGAAUUAAACUAAAUUAAACUUGUUGCUGUGAGCAGCAGUUAACACAAGUCACAGAACUGCUCUACAGGGACUCUAUGAGCCUGAACUUCAUUUGGAAAAGAGAUGUGAAAGACCACAGAUCCUGGUUCCUAAAAGAGAAAGUAUCAAUUUGGACACAACUCAUUAUAUUUUGCUUUUGUUUAAUAUGCAAACUUCUACAGAGCCAUCUACAGAGGCAAUUGCUGUAUCUCAUGUUUUCACUUUUGUUAAAUGUUGUGCAGGUAAUAACUUAUUCCCCAAAUCCUAAUAUGAGAGUGUUUGUUUUUAUCAUGAAAUAAUACAAAAAAGAAUUUGACCAACAUUUUGUUUCAGAUUCUGGGUUGUGCUACCAUUUGAUAAUUUGAGCUUAUGUCCAUGUUUAGUUUUUAGUUUUAGACAAUAUAUUAAACUGUGCAUUCGUACAAAGUGGUUGACCACGAAUCAAGGUUUUGUUUGACAAGUGUUAGUUAAGUCAACACUCUUGAAGGUCUGUAGAUGACAUGAUGCACCUACUUUAUCAGCACAAAUGCUCCCCCAAGUGGAAAAAAAACAAAGGUUCUUUUCUUUCAA